This is a messenger RNA of Quercus robur (English oak), 1075 nucleotides long. RefSeq names its product LIM domain-containing protein WLIM1-like. Lineage: Eukaryota; Viridiplantae; Streptophyta; Magnoliopsida; Fagales; Fagaceae. Gene Ontology annotation, molecular function: actin filament binding. Gene Ontology annotation, biological process: actin filament bundle assembly. The transcript is spliced from 5 exons. Gene Ontology annotation, cellular component: actin cytoskeleton; plasma membrane. The coding region runs from base 244 to 828 and encodes 194 amino acids. The record is from RefSeq and is a predicted model, not a curated record.
UGUUACCCGCAAUUCACUACAACCCGCAAUUCUCUCUCUCUCUCUCUGCUUUCCUUCUCCUCCUCUAGUUUUGCCUGCCUAGCUGUUUGAUACAGAGGUAGAAGGAAAAAUAAAAAUAAAGAAUUGGCUUGAGAGAGACUGCAAAGAGAGAAAGCAAAAUUGUUGCAAAAUAGACAAGACUAGCUCUCUCUCUCUCUCUCUCUCUUCUGGCUCUUGCUAAGGACUGGUUUGGAUUAGGAAUCAAUGGCUAGCUUUGCAGGAACAACACAGAAGUGCAUGGCUUGUGAUAAGACUGUGUACUUGGUUGAUAAGUUAACUGCAGAUAAUCGAGUGUACCACAAGGCCUGCUUUCGAUGCCACCAUUGCAGGGGUACCCUCAAGCUCAGCAACUACUGUUCUUUUGAAGGGGUCCUAUAUUGCAGGCCUCACUAUGAUCAACUCUUCAAGCGCACUGGCAGCCUAGACAAGAGUUUUGAAGGAACACCAAAAAUCUUGAAACCUGAAAGACAGGUUGAUGAGAAUGCUAAGGCAGUCUCGAAUAUGUUCGGGGGCACCAGAGAAAAAUGUUUUGGGUGCAACAAGACCGUUUACCCAAUCGAGAAGGUUUCGGUUAAUGGGACACCAUACCAUAGGAGCUGCUUCAAAUGCACCCAUGGAGGUUGCACCAUAAGCCCAUCAAACUACAUUGCACAUGAAGGAAAGCUCUACUGCAAGCACCACCACAUCCAACUCUUCAAGGAGAAAGGGAACUACAGCCAGCUUGAGAGCAACAGCGAAAAGAACGAAAUGACUGAGGUCACUGCUCAAGAAAUUGCUGCUGAAUCAUAAUCCACUUCAACAACGUCUAAUCAUACUUAAGUAAUCUCCACUCUUCCCUAAUAGUUUUAUAAUUGUGUCUUGCUUGUAAAAUAAGGUCCGUUUUAUGAACUUAUGCGGGUUCUGAUGUACUGUUGGGGAUUUUGAUGUGUAAGGACAAGUGAGUUCAGAUCAGAUGUGCCGUGUUAUCAGUUGUGACUUGUUUCAUUCUCUCAGCAUCUGCAUACAAUAUGAAGUUUUUGCUUGGGUUGAAAUAUCA